Molecule: messenger RNA, 3516 nt
Organism: Leucoraja erinaceus (little skate)
Lineage: Eukaryota; Metazoa; Chordata; Chondrichthyes; Rajiformes; Rajidae
Gene: hdgfl2
Product: HDGF like 2
Exons: 17
Coding region: 262-2295 (677 amino acids)
Biological process (GO): regulation of transcription by RNA polymerase II
Cellular component (GO): nucleus
Molecular function (GO): transcription coregulator activity; double-stranded DNA binding
Source: RefSeq, a predicted model, not a curated record
AGCGCCCCCAACCCCGGCCCACCACCGGAGCGCCCCCGGCCCACAGCGCCGGCAACCCCGGCCCACCGCCGGAGCGCCGCCGGCCCACAGCGCCGGCAACCCCGGCCCACCACCCACCGCCGGAGCGUCCCCAACCCCGGCCCACCACCCACCACCGGAGCGCCCACGGCCCACGACAGUCUGCGGUCGCUCGGCGCCCCGCUCCGCUCACACACCGUCCUUUUACAGCAAUUGCCUGAAGAAAGCCACAUCGAACAGAAAAUGCCUCACAAUUUCAAAGCAGGAGAUCUGGUUUUUGCUAAAAUGAAGGGAUAUCCUCACUGGCCGGCCCGGAUUGAUGAUGUUGCUGAGGGAGCAGUGAAACCACCAUCAAAUAAAUACCCAAUUUUCUUCUAUGGUACUCACGAAACGGCAUUUUUGGGGCCAAAAGAUAUUUUCCUUUUUGAAAAAUACAAAGACAAAUAUGGAAAACCAAACAAGAGAAAAGGAUUUAAUGAAGGAUUAUGGGAAAUACAAAACAACCCUAACGUCAGCUUUAGUGCGCCAUUGCCAUCAAGCUCAUCUGACAGUGAAGUUCCAGAAAAUGAAGUAGUCCCUGGAAGUGGUGCAGAAGAGGACAAACAAGUGAGUGAUGAAGAAUCUGACAAGGACAGCAUUGAACAAAGUAGCAUCAAGCAGAAGCCGCAACUUCCAAAGCAACCGGCUCCAAAGCGUGCUCGUAAAUCGAGUGAUGAGGAUGAGGUGGUGGAAGAUGAAAGUGGCUCCAAUUCGCUUGAGGAGAAUUCUGAAGCAAGUUCGUCAGAGUCUGAGAAAAACAGUGACCAAGAAUUCACACCAGAAAAGAAAAUAAUUUCCAGAACACCUCGAAGAGGACCUGCAACUGGGAGGAAGAAAAAGGUUGUACAAGAGAAAUCUGGUAAAUUCAGUGCGAUUGAGGAUUGGAAGGCCGUGGGGCUGAAGAAGUAUGAUUCUGAAGAGGACCAGGAAAAUAAUGAGGAUGAAGAAGAAGAAGAAGAAGAAGAAGAAGAAGAGAAGAAGAAGCACAUAGAAGUGAAGGAAGAUGAUGAUGAUGAAGACUACAAGAGGGAAUCUGAUUCUGAAGACUCCAUAAAGAAACCUGUCAGAGGCAGAAAACCAGCAGCUCAAAAGAAAACUCCUAAACCACGAGGCAGGAAGCCAAAAGUUGAGAGGUUACCGUCUGUUUCUAGCAGCCUCAGCAGUGACAGCGAUGCUGGAGAUAAAAUCAGCGACUGGAAAAAACGAGAUGAAGAACGAAAGAGAGAGAUAGAAGAAAGGAGAAAGAAACAACAGGAGGAAGAGCUAAGGAAAUUAAGAGAGAAGGAAAGGGAGGAGGAGGAAGAAGACAAGAGGAAACGGAAAGAAGAAAAAGAAAGAGAAGAUGAUCAGGAUAAAUUAAUUGAUGAAGUAGAUAAAGAACCAGCAAAGAAGGUCAAGAAAGUUCGAGCUAAGUCAAAAUAUUCUUCCGAUUCGGACUCUGCAGUGGAAAAGGAGGUGAAAAAAAAGCCAAAGAAACCACUUCCUGAACCCACAAACAAAUCGAAAAAAGAGAGAGAACAAAAAGAAAGAAAACGUAAGCUGGAGGAUCGACACAAAGAUAGGACAGCCAAAGGAGAAAAGGAAAAGAAGAAAGAAGAAAAGCUACAAGUUAAAAAAAUAGAGAAGAAAAAAGAAAUGACAACGGAACAGAAACUUCAGAAAAUACACACUGACAUUAAACAUGCUCUGAAGGUUGACAAUCCUGAUGUAAAGAAAUGUGUGGAGGCACUUGAAGAACUACGAACAUUGCAAGUCACAACACAACUCUUGCAGAAACAUAGUGAUCUGGUUGCAACACUAAAAAAAAUACGCCGCUACAAAGCUAGUCAGGAAGUAAUGACAAAGGCAGGUGAGAUCUACAAACAUUUAAAGUCCAUGUUUAUGGGAGGAGAUGAUUCUGCCAACAAUACAUUGAAGAAGAAUCCCUCUGACCCAGAGCAGGAGAAAGAUAAAGCCAAAGAAGAGGAGAAGGAAGCUGAAGAUAAAACAGUAAAGAAGCUAGACUCGGAUUUAUCUAAUGCAGUGAAUGGAGAGAGAGUGUCUCUGAAGAAUGAAAUCCUCCCAGAGAAUGAAGAACAAGAUCGACCACAGACAGAGGAAGAGAAGGACACUGAAGAAGCGUUGACGGGCAAUCAAAACAGUACUCCAGAUCUACUGAAAGUGCUUCAUUCAGAUGGCCAGCACACGACUGGCACAGAGCCUGUCUCUAUGGAGAUGCCGCCAGCUAUCAAGAGUUGAAGCUUUGAAUCCAAAUCAACUGUGGGACAUGUUUCAAGAUCUGGGUUAUUUUCAAAUAAGAACAUUUGUCACUUGAAUUAUCCUAGAACCUAGUAAAGACUGUUUGGUUUUGUUGUCUGCCCACACAAAGAAGCUAAAAGAGGUUACUUGUUACACAGAGCUGUUUUUCUUCAUUUUGUUGAAAAGAGAAAACAAAAUAUUGUUUGGUACAAUAGAGAUCUCUUUUUCAUAACCUUGAGUGGAGGAAGUGGAUGUGAUGCAAAUGCAAAGAUGGCUGCUUUUGAUGGGAGGAGUGGUACUGCCAGGAAAUUCCAUGGAUGUUCUGAUCAGCAGACAUCCUGGAUAAAUAUGUAAACAGGGUUCCAGCUGAAGAUAUGGCAGCCAAUAAGGCAAACCCCAAGGCAAUCAUGAUGCAUGCUUUACCUAAUUCUAGAACAUAUUUGUUGCUGACUUCACUUGAAAUUAUUUGUUUAAACGUUUUGUCGAUUGAAGUAUGUUCUUCAUGAUGACUUGGCACACAAUUAGUCAAAGUCUGUUUUUUUUUUAAACUCUUACAUCUACAAUUUUCCCCAAGAUGAUCCAUUUCUCAGUCCAUACCUAACUUUUUUUUAAACAAAAACAAUUAUGUAACCAUUUCAGUUUUAUGUAAUUUGUAAAAUACAACUUUGUAACCAGUUAUUAAAGUUUGACCUUGUGGGAGUUUGUACGUGAAUUUAACACUGAUAUAGUGAACUUUAUUUUAAACUGCUCUGUAUGGAGAAUAGGGUGGAAGAGAGCACCAAUGCAGGGGAGACCCACAUAUGGGCAUUGAUCCUCUGAAUUUGUUUUUCGCCUUUUACAAACCCCAAACAUGCCAUUCUAUUUGCUCUCUUCCUUCAUUCUUACAGUAAUAAAAUGAAGUUUUGACAACUCCUAUACUUUCAGAAGACCUCACAACUGUGGAACAAAUUAUUCAUUUGUCUUCCUUUUUUCUCUAGCCUGGAAGGCCAGUAGGUUAAGUUCUGGAUUCAUCUAACCUAUUCUGUUUCUUGAUUAACCUCAUCUUCACUUUUUAUUGUCACAACUGUGGUGAUGUACAUUGUAAAACAUCGCCUGCCUUUGUUUAUUGAUUUAAAGAAAACAAAACAAAUCCUGUUGUAAAAGACCACCAAGGACAAAUGGCCUUUAGCAGGCUAAUUCAGAACAUUUUAAAAUGCAAACUUUUAUAUAUAAAAAAAAUAA